This is a messenger RNA of Melampsora larici-populina 98AG31, 408 nucleotides long. RefSeq lists its product as uncharacterized. NCBI's taxonomy places the organism in Eukaryota, Fungi, Basidiomycota, Pucciniomycetes, Pucciniales, Melampsoraceae. The transcript has 2 exons. Bases 1 to 408 code for a protein of 135 amino acids. The record is from RefSeq and is a predicted model, not a curated record.
AUGAGAUCAUUUUCACCUAUCCCACCUGAAAGAUCUUUAACUGAAAUGACCUUGACUACUGGAGUUGCAUCUACUAAUUUGGCUAAUAGUACAACAAAAACUGGGGGUGGUGGUGGUGGAGGUUUAGAAGAUGGCUCAAAGACUACGCUGGUGAUUGGUGGGGUCGUGCUUUCUCAUGCUACUCUUACUGGUGCUAAGAAUGAGUUGGUCAGAGACUCAGUGAAUCAUAGUUUUAUGGAUGAUGUAUCUAUUACUUCGCAUUUAGGUGAACCAAUCAUCCGAGCUAGGUGUAAAGAUUAUGUGAGUAGGUUUGUAAGAGUAGCUUAUAGAUGGGGAGAAGAUCAUUUGGGUACAUCUUCAAUUUCACCAAAUACAAAACCAAUUGCCUUCCAACGUGUUUGUAUUUGA